AUGGCCAUGGGUUGGCAGUGGAGGAGAAUACGAACUUCAGGUAGCAAUGUUGCUAUUGCUUUUCAAUGUUUAGGUAUGAAGCUGAGGUCAAAGGUGUAAAAAGUUUCAUUUGGGAGCUUGAGGAGAAUGCUGCGAAUGUGUUUUGACACAUUAUAUGUUGUGGUGAUAAAGGGUUUAGCAAUGGGAUUAGGUUUUAUGUUGUCAUAGGCGAUAAGCGGAAUUUUUUUUUGAUUUUAAGAUUUAAGUAUGAAAUUAGGUGUAAAAUUCGGUGAAAUACGUUUUGAGAGGUUGAGAAGGUUGUUAUGAAGGUACUUGAAUAUGCUUUGUUGUUUUAUGUUAAGCAAUCUUUGCGUGAGGAUUAAAUUUUGAUGUUAACAUAGACAUCUGAUGUUGGUUUUUGAAAUUUUGGUGAAAAUACUCUAACUCACGUUUUUAACUAUCUGUUUUUAAUAAAAAUAGUUAAAAGCUAGUCUAUUUUAACUAUUUUAAGAGAUUUUGAGCUUUUAUUUUUUGAAAAAUUUGCAUAAUUUUCAAAAAGCCAUAAAAUUCUUUGACUUAUGCAAAUUUCAGAUGGAGGAAGGGAUGAUAACCAAAAACGUGUCAUUGUCGAUUUUCAGUUGCCAAGUCGAAAAGUGAUCAUUUCAACGUUUUGUUGGUCGGAACUCUAGUCGUCGGACGAAAUUUCGCUCUUUUCUUGACAAUCGACUGGUCGGAAAGACGUUUGUGAGUUGGUUUUUCUUGGUUUUCUUAGCAUUUUUAGGCUUUUUAAUUGUUUUUUGAAGACUUUUUGACCUGUUUUUCAAUUUUCUAUGGACUUUUCGACUUGUUCUUUUAUUUUUCUUUAAUCUUUUAACUUUUCUACGUACUAGUUGACCUAUAUUUUUAUUAUUCUAUAAGCUUUUUUGAUCAGAAUUCGAUAUUCUUUUAGAUCAACCCUGAAAAUGACCGUGCAAAAGCGACGUAAUGUACAAGUUUUGCCGUCGGAAGAGCUGGACCUCAACGAUUUGACCGAAUCCGUAUCUGAGUCUUGUUCCGAAGCUUCAUCAGCAACCGAAACUCAAGAUUACAGCCCUGAAGCUGAUGAGCUUUUCGAGCGUGCCACGAUUCAACCGAAGAUUACGGAUGUCUUGAAGCAAUUGUUUGAUGAUUUAAAGAGAAUUUAUUCAAUGUAAGUUAAUAUUGAGUUGUGUUUAUUUGAUUUUUAAAGGUAAAAUACGUUUUGACUGUUAUUAAAUAAUUUUACAGCUUUUAGAAAAAUUGACGAAGUGUCACAAGAUUAUUAGAAAAUUUUAUACUGUCAAAAGACGUGUUUUCAUACUUUAUAAAUUUUGUUAAAGAGUUUUUUCUCUUUAUACCGCUUUUUUAAAAGUUUGACGAAAUGUCACAAAAAUAUUGGAAAAGUGGACGAAGCGUCACAAAAUUAUUGGAAAAUUUUAUAUCGCCAGGACGUGUUUUGAGUCUUUAAAGAAUGUCAAAGUAACGUCAUUUUUUAACUCAUUUUGUAAUACGAACGAAAUGUCACAAAAAAUAUUGGAAGAUUGGACGAAGUGUCAAAAAACAUCUAACCAAUAUCUUUUUAGUCCGAGCAUCAAGAUCACAUUCAUGGUGAUGCAAUACGUUUCUUUUGCCACCUACUUCUUUCGAACCAGCUACCAAAAUCAUCCGGUCGGUCGAGUCUACUACGAACAGGUCAACUUCACCAAUGAUGUCAUGAGCAAGGUGUUUAUGCCAGGCAAUGACAAGUAUAUUUUCGAAAAAACAAUUGGACCUUUUUUUGAGAAUGGAAAAGACACAAUUUUCAACCAAUUUGAAGACAUUUUGUAGGUUUUUUGGAUUUUGCGUAUAACUUGUCACUCGCAGCCUGCGGGGUGAAAAAUGGUGGGAAAGCGGGGGUUUUAGGGGGUGGAAAGAAAGUUUUUGCUAUUUUUUGGUUUGUAAAGAAAUUUUUUGGCAUAUUUGAUUUUGUAAACAAAGUUUUUGCAAUUUCUCACUUUGUAAAGAAAGUUCUUGCUAUUUUUUGUUAUGUAAAGAAAGUUCUUGUCAUUUUAGCAAAUCAGAAGAGCAAGUUGUCGUUUCGAAGUUACUCAAGGAGAACUGGCUUCCACUUCUUCACGCUGUCGUCUUCUUGUUCACCAGCUGGAGCUUCUCGAUCGCCAUUGCUGUAGCCAAGCUGCCUGCGGCUAUUUUGAUCUCUUUUGGCUUUGGCUACUUGACUCUGUCAUUUAAGGUGGGAGUUUGCUAAUUUUUGGUACUGGAAAGAAAGUUCUUGCAAUUUUUUGUUUUGUAAAGAAAGUUCUUGCCAUUUUAUCACUUGUAAAGAAAGUUCUUGCUAUUUUCAGGGGCUGGCCUUUGCCAUCUUCCGAUCUGUGGUCAUUUUAACUUGUAUCGUUGUGAUCGCGGCUCCCCUCGGCUUACUGGAAGUGGCCUACAUUGUCUUGGCGCUAUUCGGCGUGGACUGGUUUUACAUGUUCUUGAUAACAGUCCUAGGAAAACACGUUUCUUGUGGACUCACGGUGAGGUUUUUGUAUGGAAUGUGGAUUUAAAUUUUUUUUUUGGUUUUUUUAAUUUUUGUAAAGAAAGUUCUUGCCGUUUUUUGUUUUGUAAAAAAACAUUUUGAAAAAAUCUUAAAAAGUUUAAAAAUCGUAAAGAAUGUUUUUGCAAAGCUGUAAAAAUGUCAUUUUCUAUCAUUGUAAACAAAUUUAUUGCCAAAAACAUAAUUUCUGCACUGUGCAGCGCCAUUUGCCUUCUUUGCACAGUGCGAAAACGCGAUCCCGUCCGAUCUGGCAAGUUAAGCAACGGUGCGCUUGAUUAUAAAAAGUUCGAGGAACACUGGGUGGAAACAAAGUUUAUGAGCAUUUUAAAGCAUGUCUACGAUAAAUAUUGUCAUUUUGUAAAUAUUGUCUGGUAUAUUUUGGCAUUUUUCUUAAAUUCAUUCUGCCAUUUCAGCUGAUGUGGAACUUGUUGUUGGAUAUUGGCUGGAAGAACGCUGCUGCCAUUUUGUCAUUCUUUCACUACCUACCCUUUGGUAACUAUGCUCUGGACAGCUUGAAGCCACUGGUCGAAAAGUACCAGAAACAAGGAUCAAGCUGGAUGAUGAAGGAAGAACCAGCACCAUUCCUGCCCUGGUACUUGUACAAUGGCUUGCUACUGAUGGUCGCAUUGCGUAUUCUGACGCUAUCCUGUCAACGUUUGGCCUUUAGAAGACAUUUGGUCAAGAAAUUCGAGGAGCAGAAUAAGAGAGCGCAGCCGCACAACAAGCAAGAUUGA
Molecule: messenger RNA, 3267 nt
Organism: Bursaphelenchus okinawaensis
Lineage: Eukaryota; Metazoa; Nematoda; Chromadorea; Rhabditida; Aphelenchoididae
Source: the annotation of a GenBank genome assembly